This is a messenger RNA of Aspergillus heteromorphus CBS 117.55, 963 nucleotides long. Its product is annotated as DODA-type extradiol aromatic ring-opening family dioxygenase. Lineage: Eukaryota; Fungi; Ascomycota; Eurotiomycetes; Eurotiales; Aspergillaceae. The transcript is spliced from 3 exons. The record is from RefSeq and is a predicted model, not a curated record. Bases 1 to 855 code for a protein of 284 amino acids. Gene Ontology annotation, molecular function: zinc ion binding; ferrous iron binding; oxidoreductase activity, acting on single donors with incorporation of molecular oxygen.
AUGGCUCGGUUGACCCCGGUGCAUUUCUUCUCCCAUGGCUCGACCAUGAUGCUGGGCGAGGAGUCCUCGUCUGCCGAUUAUUGGCGCCAAUGCGGUGACGAGGCUCUCGCACGCGGCAUUAAAGGGGUAGUUAUUAUGGGCGCGCACUGGGACUGCCACGGUGACCAGAUCCAAGUAUCCACAAACCCCAAGCCGAACAAAAGCCCAGUGGCCUACGUGCACCCAUCCAAAUACGUCUCCUACAGCCUCAACCCGGACCUCCCCACCGCCCAACGGUGCAUCGAGCUCCUCGCGCGCGAAAACUUCCGCGUCACCCCCAACCCCACCAUCGACUGGAUCCACGACGUCUACCUGAUCCUCAUCCGGAUGUUCCCCGCCGCCUGCCCCCCCACGACCAUCAUCUCGCUGAAUGCGCGCUACGACCCACACUACCACCUGAAAGUGGGAGCCACGCUCCGCCCCCUGCGGCGAGAAAACUACCUGCUCAUCGGCACCGGCGGCGCGGUGCACAACCUCUACCGCAACCGAUGGGCCCCGAUGCUGCGGUUCCGUGAUAACUUCGCCAUGGAGAAGGCGCCGGAGCCGUGGGCGCUGGAGUUCCGGCAGUCCGUCGAGGACGUGCUCCUCCGCACGGAGGGGCCGUGGCUCAGGCGUGCGAUGACCAGGCUGAUGAAGCAUCCCCAGUAUCGGGGGGCGCAUGCGACGGAUGAUCAUUUCAUGGCGGCGAUGUUUGUGGCGGGCGCGGCGGGGGAUUGGGAGGAUGAGGGGAAGGAGAGGAUGCUGGGAGCGGAGACGUGGGAGUUGACGAAUAUGUGUAAUUCGCAGUUUACGGUGGGUGUAGAUGGUGUUGUGUGACAUGUCGUUGAGAUUGAGAUGGGCUUAGGGCUGUUCGGAUGUGUGCAUCAUCCCUGGUAUGCUGUGUGACUGUGUCAGUGCCUGUCAGUGCCUGUCAGUGUGUGUCGG